AUGAAGUGCAGUAUGAAAUUUACAAUUUUAAGCUACUCUUAAUGAUGAGCACCAUUUUGAAUUGUCAAUAGGAGAACGAUUUGAAUUAAAUAUGAAUGACAAUUUUAUUGGUUCCAAUUUGAGAUUUUCCUUAGUUGGUUCUCAUAGUCGAUAAUUUUCUUUAUAAUAACGUUUGCAUUUCGUUCAAACUCAACCAAUUAUUUAAAAUCAUGUUAUUGUUAAAUAAUGGGGAGAACUUUUAGCAUUGUUAUAAGGAACUGACCAAUAAUUUUAUAUCCAAUAUGGAAUGUGCGAUUUUCAGAAGGCUCCAAUAUUUGAGAACAUAAUUCAGUUAUUACCUCGAAGAAAUUGCAUUGAUUUUGUAUAAGACAGCCCUUUUUCUUUUGUAGUUUUAUGUGUUGAAGAAAAUGAUUACUAUUUAUAAUAUGUUUAAAUAGGAAAAUCAAUAUAAGAAUUUUAAUAUGCAAUAAAGGAGAAAUCAAAUUAAUUAAUGAUAAAUAUAGUAAAUGAUGUAGUGAUUGUUAUAUAAGUUUCAGAUGAAUGCAUAAUUGAUAUUUAUUAUUAAUAAAAAUCAGGGAUUUAAUUAAAUUCAGAGACAUUAUCUUAAUUAAUGUAGUAAUAGGUUUAAAAGUUUGAAAUAAAUGAUAUCACUAUUAAAGCUAAUUAAAUUAUUAUUGCACAUAAGUUGAAUAUUAUGAUAUAUUUAACUAUCUAAAUUUAGAAUGAUUAACCUAUAUUUAUAUUAGUAAAAUCACUUUUCUUCUAAGAAAAUCUACUAAAAAUAAGUGCUUAUUUAGAUAACUUUUUAAAUCUUAUUGUUGUUUCACUUAUUUCUGAAGACAGAUUGUAUUUUAUAGAAACUGACGAAUAAUAUCAAUUAGAUUAUAGUAUUAAUAUUGAGAAAGCAGAUUUACAAGUAUCUCAAUAAUAUUGUUCAAUUUAUGAUGGAAAAAAUCUCAUCAUAUAUAAAUUCACUGAGAAAAAUAAAAUUCUAACAUUUUAAGAAGAGUUUAAUCUUAUUUAAUUCAUAUUUAAUUCCGAUUUAAAUGAUAUGAUGAUUAUUUAAGAAAAUUAAAUAAGUAGAUUUAUANGAAAUUUACAAUUUUAAGCUACUCUUAAUGAUGAGCACCAUUUUGAAUUGUCAAUAGGAGAACGAUUUGAAUUAAAUAUGAAUGACAAUUUUAUUGGUUCCAAUUUGAGAUUUUCCUUAGUUGGUUCUCAUAGUCGAUAAUUUUCUUUAUAAUAACGUUUGCAUUUCGUUCAAACUCAACCAAUUAUUUAAAAUCAUGUUAUUGUUAAAUAAUGGGGAGAACUUUUAGCAUUGUUAUAAGGAACUGACCAAUAAUUUUAUAUCCAAUAUGGAAUGUGCGAUUUUCAGAAGGCUCCAAUAUUUGAGAACAUAAUUCAGUUAUUACCUCGAAGAAAUUGCAUUGAUUUUGUAUAAGACAGCCCUUUUUCUUUUGUAGUUUUAUGUGUUGAAGAAAAUGAUUACUAUUUAUAAUAUGUUUAAAUAGGAAAAUCAAUAUAAGAAUUUUAAUAUGCAAUAAAGGAGAAAUCAAAUUAAUUAAUGAUAAAUAUAGUAAAUGAUGUAGUGAUUGUUAUAUAAGUUUCAGAUGAAUGCAUAAUUGAUAUUUAUUAUUAAUAAAAAUCAGGGAUUUAAUUAAAUUCAGAGACAUUAUCUUAAUUAAUGUAGUAAUAGGUUUAAAAGUUUGAAAUAAAUGAUAUCACUAUUAAAGCUAAUUAAAUUAUUAUUGCACAUAAGUUGAAUAUUAUGAUAUAUUUAACUAUCUAAAUUUAGAAUGAUUAACCUAUAUUUAUAUUAGUAAAAUCACUUUUCUUCUAAGAAAAUCUACUAAAAAUAAGUGCUUAUUUAGAUAACUUUUUAAAUCUUAUUGUUGUUUCACUUAUUUCUGAAGACAGAUUGUAUUUUAUAGAAACUGACGAAUAAUAUCAAUUAGAUUAUAGUAUUAAUAUUGAGAAAGCAGAUUUACAAGUAUCUCAAUAAUAUUGUUCAAUUUAUGAUGGAAAAAAUCUCAUCAUAUAUAAAUUCACUGAGAAAAAUAAAAUUCUAACAUUUUAAGAAGAGUUUAAUCUUAUUUAAUUCAUAUUUAAUUCCGAUUUAAAUGAUAUGAUGAUUAUUUAAGAAAAUUAAAUAAGUAGAUUUAUAUUAUCAGACGGUUAUUUAAUAUUAUUACCUCCAAAAGAGAUAAUAAAGACACCUGUAGAAUUUUCAGUUGUUGCUAGUAGUUAUUUAAUGGAAUGUGAAGCAAGAGUAUCUUAUAUUGUAACAAGUAGUACUAAUUCAUAAUUACUUAAACCUUAUACAUAUCCAAAUCCAUAUCCUAAUAUAUUAUUUUUUCCAAAAUUUCCAUCUAUUUAUAGUUUAAAUGAUGUUUCAAUAUCAGGACCAAACCAGAAAAUGAUUGUUACUGUAAAAGAAAAUGAAUGGUAAUCAAUUAACAUUUUAACUGAUUAUAAAAUUAUCAUACCAAUUUAAGGGUUAAAUGAAUACAAAUUAAAGCUUGAAAGUAUAAAUAUUGAGAUUAAUCAACUUAAUAAUUAAAAGAUUCAUUUUAUUUUAUAAUAUUAUAAAUAGAAGCAAUUAUAAACUGAGUUUUUAUCUUGUGAAUUCAACAAACAAAAAUUAAAGAUUAAUUGUGAAAAAGAGUACAAUAUUGAUUUGGAUAAUAUAAUAAAUGAAGAUUAAAUUGAAUAUGAUUAUAAUUUAUCUACAAAAGAGGUAUUUAUAUAUGUAGUAAAUUAAAAUUCAGUUAUUAUAUACAAAUGGUAUUUUAAUAAAUUAAGUUUAGUGAGUAAAAUUUAUUAAUAAGAUGAAACAAUAAAAUAAAGUUAAUUGAAAAUAACUUAGAUAGUUUAGGUUAAUAAUUUUUUAAUAAUUUUGUAAGGAAAGAUAAUUUACUUAAAAUAAUUACAAGGAAUAGGUUAAUUUAAAAUAGAUUAAACAUUUUUACAAACUUAGAAUUAUUUGGUUGAAUUUAAACCUAGUUAAAUAAGAGUGUGUAAAAAAUGGAAUCUUAUAUUAAUUGUAAAUGAAGCAGAUGUAUUAGUAAUUUAAUGUUUCAUAAAAUGUACAUUGGUAAAUAAAAUAGUUUUUGAGAAUGCAAUGAGUUUAUCGAUAUAGAUUUAAAGAGAUAAUGUAUUGAUUGUAUUAGCUGAAAUAGAAGCUGAAUUAUCUUUGAUGGAAUAUUUGAUAAAGGAUCCUCAUUAUAUAAUAUUUUAAAAGAAAUUUGAGACGUAUCAUUUCUGGCUUGAGAAAUAAAUGAUUAAUAACUAUUAAGAUGAUGUAUUUUAUGUUUUUGCUUAUAGUCCAGUAUUGAAACAAAGAGUGAUAUUGAUUUAUAAAGUGUUAGUUGAAUUGAGAGAUUCUCUAUUGACUAUGAUCAAAAUAGGUGAAGAUAAUUAAGAUUCAUUAUGUUCAGUAAGUGGUAUAAAUAUGAAAUUAAUGUACAUUCAUUCUUAGAGAUCUGAUUUAAUAUAUUUACUAACAAAUGAUUUAAGAUCAACAAUAAAUGUAGAGAAUCAAAAGGAUAAUUUAUUUAUACAUACUGUACAAGUGGAAUCAUCAUUUUUUAAUAUAGAUUAUCCAAUCUAAAAAAAAUAUCAAUAAACAAUUAAAUUAGUUGAUUUAGAAACAAUUAUAAAUAAAAAGAAUGAUGGAAUAACUUUAAAAAUAACAGAAGAUAUUAAAAUUCCAAUAGACAAUUCAAUUUUUACAGGAUUGAUAACAUAAUUAAGAACUGAGAAUGCAUAAUUAUAGUUACAACAAUCUAUUGAGAUACGUGAUAUAAAACGUAAAUUUAAAUCAAAAAUUAUUGAUUAAUGUUAAAUUGAUUAAAUAAGUGUAAUAUUGACUCAAAGUUCAAUCUAAUUUGUUAAUAAUAAUUUUAUAGAUUUUUAUGAUUCAAUAGAUAUAAGUGAUCUAAAAGCAGAUCUUGGUAAUGUGUUUUGUAGUUCUCAUGUAAGUAAAUUAAUUGCAUUCAGAUAUUAUACUACAUUUGGCCAAUAUUUAUAAUUUAUUGAAUGUGCUUAAUAAUGUAAGAAAUAUGGAAAUCCAUAAUUAAUGAAAGAAAAUGAAUUCAUUUUUUAAAUAAUGAUUAUCAAUUCAACUUUGAUUACUCUAAGUUAAGAUCCUAAGUAUCUAUAAACAUUACUUAAUCUAUAUGAUAUAAAAAAGAAUGAAUUUUAGGUUUAACUUUCCUUAACAGAUAAAAUAGAUAAAUAAAGAGCAAAUCAAGACUUCAAUAUUAAAUAUAUUAGUAUGUAGUAAUACUAAGUAAAUGGCGUUUUCAUUUAUAAACUAUUUCUCACUGAAAGUCACAAUGGUGUUUUGUAUGUAGAUUUGGCUUAAGAGAAGUAUAUGUAGAUUAAAUCUAAUGUAAUCAAUCUUAAUUUACAAACUCUUCUAUAAAGCAAUGGUUUAUUUGAAGUUGAAAUGUAAUUAUAUCUUAGCACAAUAUCUACUUAAGAUCCUAAAGAUUUUCAUAUUGAAGGUUAUACUGAAUUUUAUAUUCUAAUUAUAACAUCUAAUUCCCUUCAUUAUGGAUUGAUUGUCUAAUUUAAAGGAUCCAAAUUAUCUGAAACUUCUAUUUCUUAUCUCUUACAUACACAUUAAUUAUGGCCUCUCAUUUCCUUUACUUAAGUUAAAUAGUCUUAUUUAGCUCUUGCAUAUCUUUAUCCUGAUUAAGAAAAUCUAUUAAUUGCCAUCUAUAAAAUACCUACUAAUAAAUCUGACAAUUUAAAAAUAAACCCUGUUUUAAUUCAUGGAUCAAUUACUAUUAAAUUAGAUAAAAAUCUAAAUUUAGUUAUCUACUUACUAGAAAAUGAGGAAGAGAAUAUUAAACUUUAUUUUAAUCAAUAAGACUCAUUUACUAUAUUCUAAGCUGAAAUAUUUAAUAAUUCUUAUCUAAUUAUUAAUAGUACUGUCAAAAAUCAUGAAUUCACUUUAAUGGCAAGUAACUACUAUUAUGAGAAUUCUAUCUAAAUAGUAAUUGAGAAUUAAUCUAAAAAAGAAGGUUUAGGAGUAUUAGUAAUAUCUAUAAUUUAUAUUAGGUGAUUAUUAUGAUACUGAUUGGAUGUAUCUUUAUGAUAGCUUUAUUAGCAUACUUAUUUAUUAAGAUUCGCUCAAAAAACAAAGUAGUUAAUUCUGUUACUUUGUUUGAAUGA
Molecule: messenger RNA, 5184 nt
Organism: Paramecium sonneborni
Lineage: Eukaryota; Ciliophora; Oligohymenophorea; Peniculida; Parameciidae
Source: the annotation of a GenBank genome assembly